GUUUAAGGUUUGUGUUCUUGUUUACAGUACUGUAGCGUGUUCAUUUCAUUUUGCAGAACGAUGCAGCCGUGUAUACGAUGUAAAACAACGAUCAACCGGAGGACUGUUUGAAUAGGCAGAGGGAGUCUGGAGAAGAGAAGGAGAUUGGCAGAAGCUAUUAAAGAAGACAUUCCGUGACAGCAGCAGAUCCCGACACAGCUACAUCACAGAAUGAGGAUGAAAUACACAAUCUCCCUUGUCUUCAUUGUGGCACUGGUCAUCAUUGAGAAGGAAAACAACAUUAUCUCACGGGUUUCAGACAAGCUCACCCCAAAGCAGACCCCCCAGACACCCCUUCAGCCCAGUAACUCUGCCUCAGCCUCAGCCCUGGGUCUCCUGAAGUACAAUGGCUCCUCCUUCUCUACCCUGAGCAAGCUGGACACUGUCUUCGCCCUCAUGAAGAGACGCCUGGAGAACUACACCGAGCAGAGGUCAGAGGUCAUAGGGUCAGCUGGAAACAGAAAGCACAUCCUCCUAUUGGCCACCACGCGGACAGGCUCCUCCUUCGUGGGCGAGUUCUUCAACCAGCAGGGAGACAACAUGUUCUACCUGUUCGAGCCGCUGUGGCACGUGGAGAGGUCGCUGACAUUAGAGAGUGGUGGGACCAACGCCACGGCCGCCGCCCGGGCCUACCGGGAAGUCCUCCAGGGGCUCUUCCUGUGUGACUUCACCCCUCUGGAGAGCUUUAUUGACCCACUUCCUGUAGACCACGUCACCUCAGCCCUGUUCAGGAGAGAAUCUAGCAGCUCUCUCUGUGAGGAGUCCGUCUGUAGCCCGUUCGUUAAGAAAGUCUUUGAACGCUACCAUUGCCGGACCAGGAAGUGUGGUCCCCUCAACCUGACCAUGGCGUCCGAGUCCUGCCAGCAGAAGGAGCACAGGACCAUUAAAUCCGUCCGGGUGCGCCAGCUGGAGACCCUGAGACCCCUCGCCGAGGACCCUCGUCUGGACAUCAAGUUCAUCCAGCUGGUGAGGGACCCCAGGGCGGUUCUGGCCUCCCGCAUGGUGGCCUUCUCCGCCAAGUACAACAACUGGAAGAAGUGGGCGGUGGACGGAGACGUGCCCGUUGACGACGACGAGGUGAGGAAGCUGAAAGGCAACUGCGACAACAUCAGGAUGUCUGCGGAGGUCGGCCUGAGGCAGCCGUCUUGGCUGAGGCGGAGGUACAUGCUAGUACGGUACGAGGAUAUUGCUAGAUUCCCUAUGAGGAAGGCAGCGGAGAUGUACAAGUUCACCGGGAUCCCGUUCACUCCUCAGGUGAAAGACUGGGUGUUAAAGAACACCCAGGCUUCCAAUGAAGCUAGUGGAGUCUAUUCAACACAGAAGAACUCCUCUGAGCAAGUGGAGAAAUGGAGGUUCAGCAUACCGUACAAACUAGCCCAGGUGGUGCAGAGGGUUUGUGGACCAACGAUGAAACUGUUUGGGUACAAGUUUGUGAACAGCGAGGCGAUGCUGACGGACAAGUCUAUCAGUUUGAUCGAAGAAAAGAUUUUCAUACAAAACUUUUCAUAGACAUUUUACGGUGACUCUGAACUCUGCUCAUCAGACAAAGUGGACCAACAGAUAUGAUUAUGAAGUGAUAGUUGUGAGGAUAUUUAUUGGGGACUGUACUAGUAUACAACAAUGUAUAAGACACUUUAUAGAUACAUAUUAAAUUAUAACCUGUUACACUCCAGGGUGGAGAAGGAAAUACACAUUUUGUGUGUAAUAAA
Messenger RNA from Oncorhynchus gorbuscha (pink salmon), 1748 nucleotides. Its product is annotated as carbohydrate sulfotransferase 3-like. Bases 211 to 1548 code for a protein of 445 amino acids. The record is from RefSeq and is a predicted model, not a curated record. Gene Ontology annotation, biological process: carbohydrate metabolic process; N-acetylglucosamine metabolic process. The transcript is spliced from 3 exons. Lineage: Eukaryota; Metazoa; Chordata; Actinopteri; Salmoniformes; Salmonidae. Gene Ontology annotation, cellular component: Golgi membrane. Gene Ontology annotation, molecular function: chondroitin 6-sulfotransferase activity; N-acetylglucosamine 6-O-sulfotransferase activity.